Cyprinodon variegatus (sheepshead minnow) is the source of this 1678-nucleotide messenger RNA. It is a transcript of the gene pih1d2, whose product is annotated as PIH1 domain containing 2. The transcript has 5 exons. The record is from RefSeq and is a predicted model, not a curated record. Gene Ontology annotation, biological process: box C/D snoRNP assembly; rRNA processing. NCBI's taxonomy places the organism in Eukaryota, Metazoa, Chordata, Actinopteri, Cyprinodontiformes, Cyprinodontidae. Gene Ontology annotation, cellular component: R2TP complex; cytoplasm; ribonucleoprotein complex. Bases 360 to 1313 code for a protein of 317 amino acids.
ACUGAGAGCAAGCCGCGCAAAAACGAAGAGGAUAUUUGCAUACUACAGCUGUGUUUUAUGUUUCAUUUAUAUGUCAGCUAACUGAUGCACACAUUAUGAGAGAAAGAUUAUAAACAAUGUAUUUUUUAUGUAACAAUGUGAAUAAAAUCGCUUUAAAAGCAUUGUUGUGAUUAUUGCAAUAACACCUUCCUACCGCCAGGGGGCGACCGUGGUAUAGUUUGAUCUAGUUGCCGUGGCAACUAACAACAUUAACGCAGCUGUGCACAUAAAGUUAAAAAGAGUAUAGAUACAUGCUGACUACUUUAUAAACAGUCAGGUUUCCCAGCAUUAGAAAAUAAACUUCUAAGAUAAAAGCUGGUAUGAUGUCAUCCACCGGCGGAAGGCAUGUUUUACAGCAGGUCAGCCAGUUUUGGUCCAUGCUGGACGAUCUGUCCGAAAACGACCCUGUAGCAUACAGCAGGUUCAUAGAGGAGCAGAUGAAGAGAGGAGCUGAAUUCAACGCGCCGCCUGAGCUCCACUCGUGUGUGCGAACCCAGAUACUGGAACCAAAGCCAGGUUGGCUUUAUAUUAAUAUUUGCAGCUGGAAACGAGUGCCUGCACCUCAGAAUCUGAGCUGUUCUCCACACUUAUAUGGCGGAAAACUAGAAACCAUCAAGCCAGAAGACCAAGGAUGGCAUGCUGUGUUGGAUGUGGCAUUAAACCCUGCUGUGCUACAGAAGAGGAAGGACGAUAAAGCAGAUAUUAAUGAUAUCUAUAAGCUGGCCCUGAGUUUUGCCCAGCAACAGCACAGGAUGUUGUUAUCUGCAGAGUACAGCAUUGUCAGCUGUAGUCCAAACAGUAACCGGGAUGACUUACGAUGUCGACUCGGCUUUCAGAAGCCUCCAACCUCCAAACUGGAAACAGCCGGUCAGACCCCAGCUUCCCUCCUACAACGGAUCUCCUCUCAACAAUCAGGGGCACAAGAGGAGGACAGCAAAGUCCAAAUUAUUUGCAGACCCGUGGAGCACAUAAAGAACGAUUUGAUCCAGGUCAUUUCCAGCACUUUCCAGGGGCCUCAGGAGCCAGAGUAUCUGCUCGAGGUGAAGACUGAUGCAGCAGGAGUUCCUCGCAGCGUGAAGCUGACAGUGGACCUGCCAAAAGUUCGUUCCAUGUCAGAGUGCCAGCUGAGAAUAUCCAAGGAGGAUGUUGUUCUGCAAGUGGAGGAUGUUUAUUAUUUGCUCCUGGAGUUUCCAAAAACUGUCAACGAGGACACAGCAUCCGCCGUUUUCUACAAGAAGAAGAGGAGACUUACGCUGACAGCAGAUGUUUUGUGACCAAUUAAUUUUAAGAGAAAAGGUAGAGGGUUCGCACCGUCACACAUGCAAGGAGUGAACUCGUAUAACAAAAACACCUUAAAAGAGUGUGGUUAAAAAAAAAAAAAACAUUCAGAAUAAAGAGUGCAUGCUGUGUGGGAACAUAUGCCCUGCUUCAAACUAAAAAUCAAACAUCCUGCCUGUAAACUGAUCUGUUUUCAGGGUGUUCUUUAGACAAAUGUGUAAAGUUUUCCCACUGUGUAGUCUGGUGCUCAGAAACACAUUCAAUCUAAACCCCCCUUCCACCAACUUCCCCUAAAAAAAUGUUAUUGACAGUAAUAACAAUCUGUCAGUAGUGUUCAGAAACCACUAAAGGUGGAAUAAAU